This is a messenger RNA of Penicillium angulare, 4131 nucleotides long. RefSeq names its product ABC transporter ATP-binding protein. The transcript is spliced from 4 exons. The record is from RefSeq and is a predicted model, not a curated record. Gene Ontology annotation, molecular function: ABC-type oligopeptide transporter activity; ATP binding; ATP hydrolysis activity. Gene Ontology annotation, biological process: transmembrane transport. Lineage: Eukaryota; Fungi; Ascomycota; Eurotiomycetes; Eurotiales; Aspergillaceae. Gene Ontology annotation, cellular component: membrane. The coding region runs from base 1 to 4131 and encodes 1376 amino acids.
AUGUCGCAUUCCUCUUGCACAGACUCUGAAAGAGGAGAGGAUGGAGAGGAGAACCCAGUCCGUAUUCAGAUUAGCUGGAAGUCUCUCUUCAACUUCACAUCUAGGAAGCAUCUACCAAUUCUUAUCACCGGAUCAUUAUUCGCACUCUGCGCCGGAUGUGUCACGCCAGUAUUAGCGGUCCUACUAGGAAACGUAUUUGAGGCCUUCACAACAUUUGGAGCUGGACAGUCUGACGCAGGCACUUUGCAUUCGAAAAUAGCUACCAACUGCCUGGGCAUAGUAGGACUGGGAGCCGCUGGCUGGUUUUUGAAUGGUGCCUACUUCAUGAUAUUCGUUGCAUUUGGAGAGUUCCAAGCUUCAAGUAUUCGGGGUAAGGUUUUUGUGGAGCUUCUGCGGCGAGAUGUGGAGUGGUUUGAAGCACAACGUGAAGGGUCUGGAGCGUUCUUGUCAGGAAUUCAAGCUCAUAUCAAUGAUCUGCAAUUGGCAACUUCCCAGCCUCUGGGCCUUCUUCUACAAUACGGAUGUCGAUCAGUUGCAUCUUUAAUACUCGCCUUGGUUAUCUCGUGGAAACUUUCUCUUGUCACGCUUGCAGGAAUUCCUAUUUUCUCUUCGAUCAUUGCAUACUUGUCUACUAAGAUAAGACCUAGUCUCAUAGCACAACAGGCCGAACUCACUCAUUUGUCCAAAAUUGCAAAUAAUGCCAUCGCUUCCAUUGACACAGUCAAAUGUUUGAAUGGACAGGCUUUCGAGUCAAGAAACUUCGCCAGCCGAAUUGAACAAUCUGCAAUCCACUAUCUCAGACAAGCGAGAUUGAACUCUACACAGAUUGCACUCAUAAGGUGGAUGAUGUUUGGUAUGUUUGUGCAGGGUUUCUGGUAUGGUAGUUACCUUGCUCGCACGGGGAAUUUAUCUUCUGGUGAUGUUAUUACUACAUUCUGGGCGUGUACAACAGCGGCUCAGUCCAUCGAGCAGGUGCUUCCCCAAGUUAUUGUCAUGGAAAAAGGAAAACUUGCUAGUGUCGUUCUCAAGAGAAUGAUGACUGAGCGCGCGAAAGAUGCCAUAGGCAGUGAGGUAAAUGGUAAAGCAUACCCAAGUCUUUGUGUCGGAGAUAUCGAGGUCAACAAUGUAAGUAUUUUCUCAAAAGUGGAAUGCGAUGCGAAGAAAAUUUCUGUUUGCCUGCUCUACUUUCUAACACAUAUGCAGGUAUCGUUUUCCUAUCCAUCGCAACCCGAAACAUGUGUGAUUAACCCGUCAACAUUUUUCUUCCCAGCUGGAGAGACAACGUUUGUCAUAGGAAAAAGUGGCUCAGGGAAGAGCACCCUCAAUCAGUUGCUAAUGAGAUUUUAUCUACCAACCUCUGGAGAUAUCCUGAUCGAUGGACAUGCGAUAAACUCACUAGAUAUCACCUGGAUUCGAAAUAAUGUCACCCUUUUGGAACAAAAGUCUGUUUUGUUCAACGAUUCCGUUCGACAAAACAUUCUUUUUGGACGCAAGGAUCGAGAGUCGGUUCCAAAGAGAGCCAUCGAAGACUCAAUAAAGCUUGCAAUGCUCCAAAACACCAUAGAAGGAUUACCACGAGGUAUUGAUACCUCGGUAGGGCCUGGUGGAAGCUUUCUUAGCGGCGGCCAACGACAAAGAGUAGCAAUUGCUAGGGCGAGGCUUCGCGAUACCCCAAUCCUAAUCCUGGAUGAGCCGACCAGUGCUUUGGACCCUACGAACCGUGUAGCAGUUAUGAACUCAUUACGAAGAUGGCGCAAAGGCAAGACAACAAUUAUUAUCACCCAUGAAAUGUCCCAGAUCCAAGAGGAUGAUUUCGUUUAUAUCCUAGAGCACGGAUCUAUCAAACACUCAGGCUUUAGACACGAACUUGAGAAUCGCGAUGGAUGCCAGAUCUAUCUCCCUCCUUCCGUCAAGAGUGGUGACGAAAAAAGCGACCCGGCCAAUUUUCAAGCCAAUGAAAAUUCGUCAUUUAGUAGAUCAGCCGUUAGCAGCGUGCGAAUACCUAAAAGGGUUCAUCAUCAGCGGAAGUUAUCAUGGGCACAACAUCAUAUUCCCCCGGGGUUUCGUUCGAGCACUUUUGAAAUAGCCACUCGGCGAUAUUCAAUCGAUGGGAACAGUUCCAGAGAAAGUCUUACUCGAGAUGAAAUGGCUUCUCCCACCUUCCAACUAAAAUUUAGUCGCUCAGUUCCAGAUCUCACGUCUCCCUUCUCGUCGGAAGAUAACGAAGAAGCCGAUCAAAGUAUUGAGAUGGUCGAACUAAAUUCUACGGCUACAGAAUGGCACAAUCCGAUGCAUUCUUUAUCCCCUGAGAAACUUCAAAGAAUUAGCCACACUCAAGGGAAGCGUCACCGAGAUCAAAGAAGAAAACCACCGCAAACUGCAACAAAAGCAGGCAAGCCGUUCCCGCUAGCUAGAAUAAUGGGUACCAUAAUACCCAACUUGACACCCAAACAACGAUUGGUCCUUCUCGCUGGAGUUCUAUCAGCGCUGGGUCACGCAAGUGCCACUCCUGUCUUUUCCUACUGCCUAUCACAGUUAAUCGGAACAUUCUAUGCCGGCAAAGAUAGCGCGCGUCUAGCAAGCAAAUGGUCUCUUGCUGUUCUAGGUGUAUCACUUGGAGAUGGGAUCUCGUCAUUCUUCAUGCAUUAUUUUCUCGAAUUCUGCGCCGAGGCCUGGAUGGAUACACUGCGAAUCAAUGCCUUUGAACGCGUUCUAGAUCAGCCAAAAGCCUGGUUUGAAGACGAUGGAAACGGAUCCUUCCGGAUUGCAUCUUAUUUGGAUCAAAACGGAGAAGACAUGCGUAACUUGCUAGGUCGCUUUGCUGGUUUCUUUAUAGUUGCAGCUGCAAUCAUGGUUCUGGCGGUGUUAUGGAGUCUAGUGGUUUGCUGGAAACUGACUUUGGUAGCAUUAUCUUGCGGACCAUUCAUUUAUGCAGUUACGAGAGGAUUUGAAUCGACAAAUGGCCGAUGGGAAAGGAAAUGCAACGAAGCGAACAGAGUAGCAUCGGAUGUUUUCACGGAAACAUUUUCGGAAAUUCGCACGGUGAGAUCACUAACUCUUGAGACCUAUUUCCAUUCCAAGCAGAUUAGCGCUGUCACGGCUUGUCUGAAAGUGGGACUGAAGCGGGCUUUGUAUACUGGCCUUCUGUUUGGAAUGGUGGAAUCCACUGUUAUGUUUGCCAGUGCAUUAAUAUUUUACUUCGGAGCUGUCCUUGCUACCUCGGAAUUUACCGUGGACGACGUGGUGAAGGUGUUCUCGCUGUUGCUUUUUAGUAUUGGCUACGCAGCACAAAUUCUAUCAUGGACCACUCGUCUCCUCCAACUCGCUCACCUUCCCACAUUUGGCUCACACGAACAUCGUGGCUCUAUGAUCGUAUCUGCAUUAACACCUAUCAAGCUUGCAAACAUAUACUUCAGAUAUCCCUCAAGGCCCGAUACGUUAGUUCUGAAAAAUGUAUCGCUGAAGAUUUCUCAAAAUUCCUGCACCGCUAUUGUGGGGCGCUCCGGCUCUGGCAAGUCAACCAUAGCCUCACUACUGUUAGCACUGUAUGAGUCCCCAGAAUCGCGAAGUGCAGAUUCGACAGUUACAAUGGGCGGAGAGGACAUUCAGCAUCUACAUGUCCCCACUCUACGAUCGCAAAUUGCCAUCGUGUCACAGCAACCAACUAUCUUUCCUGGAACUAUCCACGCCAAUAUCAGCUACGGUAUCGAAUCCGAUUCUCCUGUAGCGUCGAUGGAAAGUGUUCGGAAUGCAGCAAAGGCAGCUGGAAUUGACGAGUUUAUCAUGUCUCUCCCACGAGGCUACUGGACUGUAAUCGGUGAUGGCGGGAUCGGUCUUUCUGGGGGCCAAAAACAGCGAGUCGUUAUCGCACGCGCAUUGCUACGUCACCCUCAGAUUCUCAUAUUAGACGAGGCUACCUCUAGUCUAGAUCCAGCAGGCGCCGAGAUAGUUCGUCAAACUGUUCAGAAGCUCGUUCUUGCACGCCAAGAUCUAACGGUUAUCAUUAUCACACAUGCCAGGGAGAUGAUUGAGAUUGCAGACCACGUUAUUGUUCUAGACCAAGGAGUUGUGGUUGAGGACGGGCCACAUAACGCCCUUUCCCAAAGGAUUGGAGGAGAAUUUAUGAGCUGA